AUGAAGCCCUUGCUCAUACAGGAAUAUAAGAAGAAGCAUGGGAUCACGAGUUUAUAUCCCGAAGCUUUUCUAUAUUACGGGCUUCGAGGAACGGACGUUCUGUGGAGCAAUUCGUUCUCACAUCUAACGUUUACAAGAAAUACAUCUGAUUAUACAGUACUUACGAAAAUAUACGGAGAUAGUGGUAACAUUUCAUUUUGGACUAAAUUGUGGAAUCCUGACGAUGAGAAAAAGGGAGAGGCUUAUAUAUUGCUCACCGUUUUACCAAUUCCCGCUUCUGCCGAAAUUAUAGCUGAAGACUGGGCCGCAGGAGUUGAAUUAGCGUUUUCUAAUUCCGGUAGUCGUCAAACGUUUCCGGCGCACGACGAAGAUGAAAAUUACGAAAAUAGCCCUGAAAUUUUAAUCGGUACGAAGUGGACGGGUAUAUGGAUAUCGUGGGGUGGCGGUUUCAUUUCUGCUGGCAUCGAAGGAACGAUGAAGCCCUUGCUCAUACAGGAAUAUAAGAAGAAGCAUGGGAUCACGAGUUUAUAUCCCGAAGCUUUUCUAUAUUACGGGCUUCGAGGAACGGACGUUCUGUGGAGCAAUUCGUUCUGUCAGACUCACUGCGAGAUGCAUACAACUUUCGGAAUUGAUUUCUCGAAAGUCUGGGCUUUGCAAAAACACAAUGACACGAUCGACGUUCGGUUUUUCAUUCGCGCCAGCAAUAAAAUUUAUAUUCGUCUGUACCAAACGCCAGUACUCGAGUAUCCUGCUGUCACGGUGAUUAUACCCUUCAAUACAUUUAAUAUUAUUUUUUUAUCGUAUCAAGAAAGCGAAGAAUCCUCCAAACAUUAUUUAAAAGAAAUUUCAGCGAAAGACUUGCUCGACUUUUGGUCGUGGAGAGAAUUCAGCAUCAGCAUUUUCGGUAGUCAUUUUCGCAUAUUUUCGCAAAAGGCCAGAGGCGCCGUCGAAUUAGUGUAUAUGAAUGAAAACUUUCUCGCUAGUUUGAGAUGGUUCAGCAUCGGCAGUGAGAAUACUACAGCCUUUUGGACUCUGUUUUGUUCUCCAGACGAAUCAGACGUUGUAGAAGACCCUUGGCCACCAAACUGCGUGUCUGACGUGAAAGAUUAUCAAUUCGUAGGCUCGCAGUGGACAAGUCACAACGAAGUCCCUUGCGUUCCGUGGAUAUCUAAAGAAGUUCCGGGAGAAGAGAAGAACGAUGAAAAAUUUGUCGAUGGAUCUGCUUUAAAAGCGCUUAAUAAAUGUAGAAAUCCCACUCACGAUCCCGACGGUCCCUAUUGCUACGGAUAUACCCCUUGGCAAACUGAGACCGUUACGAAACGCUAUUGUACGAUUCGCCCGUGUAGAUCAUCGGAAUGUAAAAUGGCUGGUACUGCGAAUGAUUACGUAGGUAAGCUUUCGAAAACGCGAUCCGGACGUGUCUGCGACAAAUGGCCUCUCUCAUCUGAAGAAAUGGCGUCGAAACUUACGCCACCCAAACCUACAGCACCCAAGCCUGCGAGAUCGGCAUUUAUGUCACCAACAUUCGAAACGAUUCACGAGAAUCAGUUGCAAAGAUACUUCUAUGGACCGCAUUAUUUCGCAUUUCCUACGCCCGUCGAACAUAUGAAAGCUCGUUCCGUCCCGUGGAAACCGAAGGGAAUAGGAGGUUCCAAGCAGAUCUCUGGUCGAGAGACCUUUAACAGCAGCAUGUAUCCUGAAGGAAGUGCCACGAACGCGAGCAAUUAUUGUAGAAAUCCAUCACGCAACAUAGCUGGCUCUUGGUGCUACACCACAGACCCGUUGUUACCUCGGGAUCUUUGCAAUGUCAAAGACUGCGAAAAGCCGGAGGAGUUUACAUUCCUCGUUAGAGAGGAUGGAUCAGGUAGACGUAUAUACGUGCUACCCGAGUAUCGUUCAGAGGGUUUACGCUUUUCUCUGAAAGCUUGGGAACCGGAUAAUCCUGAUUCAGUUACGUUCGGCUUUCUAGCCGCUGAUGGAUUAAAAUCACGUUAUGUUCUUAAAAUUGGUUCUGCGAAUAACGAGAAAGUGAUGCUCUACUACGAAUCGGAAACUGAUUCUAUUCAGUUGGUUAGAAGGAAAGCCCUGUCGCAUUUAUUAUACGUGGGAAAAUGGAGCAGCUUCAUAAUUCGAAUACCGCGUGGGCAGCUCUCACUUUUUUAUGAAGAUGAUCCUAUGCCCUUGUUCGAGUGGACGCAUCCUGACCCACCCAACGCUUUCCUACCCAUGUAUUAUUAUUACGGUUCAGACUCAGGAAGAGCUGUUGCCUUCGCGUUCGAUCACGAUUCCAAUUGUCAUAUAGAAAAUACGAAAACCGAUCGGUACACCAGAAUUUUAUCACUGUCAACGUGGAUGGAAAAAGAAGUAUUGCUCCCCGAACAAAUUACAUUUCAACUUCGUGGCCAAGGCGUAUUUUCCGUACCUCUAUACUUGAUGCCCGCAGUCCCUGGGUUUUCUUUGUUAAAAUUUAACAAUCCCCAACGUUUGAUAUGGUUCGCGAAAACUAUGUAUCCCAGCGUUACAGUAUACCAUAAGCAAAAGACACGCGUGCCAUUGUUCACAACGAACUCGUGGACCAACAUCACUAUAAAAUGGUCUGGGAAUGUUAUAGAAAUUUUUUCGAACGGGACGAACGUCUUUCAUUAUCAACACUCGAACCCUUUAGUAUUCUACUUUUUCUCGGUCGGUGUCGAGUCUGGUAAUUGGGUUACAUGGACCGCUAAUUGUAUGCCAACAGACGGACCACCGCUCGAUGGCGGUUGGUCCGAAUGGGGACCCUGGGCAUGCAGCGCGAGCUGCAACGGUGGUACCGGAAUUCGGAAACGACGUUGCGAUUCCCCGAAACCUAAUGUCAAAGGAGAACCUUGCGUAGGACCGAGUACUAUGACUGGACGUUGCAACGAAAUUCUCUGUGGCGAUAUAACCGAAGAUACGAUAAACUUGAUAAACCGAAGAAUUCGAACUAAUCAUACAGCCCUCACUGUGAAGGAACAUCAUUCUGUCACGCUUGAAUCUGAUGCUGAUAUUGUUAAAUUAAUCACGACGGAAUCUCCUCGUUCUGAAUUACAAUGGUCGCUAAACGGAGUCUUUGUGCUGAAGGAACCUGGUAGAUUGGAAUUGAAAGAUUAUAAUAUUGAGAUAACAAGAGCGAUUUUAAACGAUUCCGGAGUGUUUGCAAUGACGCUCCAUCGAAUCGACGGAACCUACUCGAUCAUCAAAGUAAUCAGUCUGGCAGUGAUACCAGCUCGAACAAAUGUACAAGUGCGAGAAACCCUGAGUGCGACUUUACAGUGUCACUGCACGAUUUUGGGUCACGUUUAUUCGGAGCUUCAUAUCUCUUGGCUCUUGCAUAAUAAAAUGUGGAAGGAUUACGGAGUCGCGCUUCCCAUUGCUGCUGACACCGAGCAUAUCCAAAAAAUUAACAGAACUCAUAAUGGAAUGUGGCAGUGCGUCGUUAAACAAACUGAUUUAGGCUUCCAAUGGACAACGAACAUGAUUUCCGUUAGAGAAUAUACUGAACGAGUCUUGUUAGAGGAUCUUAUGAGAACCGGAAAAACCGUUUUGGGAGCUCCGAAUUGGCGUACGCAUUUGAUGGAGGAUCAAGCAACACGUUUCUUCUUCGGUUGGCUGCCAAAUGAAGAUUACGUCGGCGUUUUCGCGAUCUGUUUAUUCUUAAUUCUAGUCGGCGGUAUAAUUAUAGGAUCUUAUCAAUACAUCAGGCUUCGAGAAACCACGAGAGACAUACUCGGUUUAAAAGAUGUAGUUCGAAGUCCAAGAGGCUCGCAGUACGAACCAUUAACGGAUGAUGCGACCACCGAAGAUCAAGGGAUCACUGAAGAUCAAACGACUACUGAAAUCGAAGAUGAAGGAACCACUGAAACCGAGGAUCAAGUGACCACCAAAUAUCAAGAUAAAUCUGCCUUUAAAACGAAAUAUUAA
Ceratina calcarata is the source of this 3939-nucleotide messenger RNA. RefSeq lists its product as uncharacterized. The transcript is spliced from 21 exons. The record is from RefSeq and is a predicted model, not a curated record. The coding region runs from base 1 to 3939 and encodes 1312 amino acids. NCBI's taxonomy places the organism in Eukaryota, Metazoa, Arthropoda, Insecta, Hymenoptera, Apidae.